Molecule: messenger RNA, 7803 nt
Organism: Ictidomys tridecemlineatus (thirteen-lined ground squirrel)
Lineage: Eukaryota; Metazoa; Chordata; Mammalia; Rodentia; Sciuridae
Source: RefSeq, a predicted model, not a curated record
AUGAUGGAUUUUCUUAUCAUUUUUCUUUUAUUUUUUAUUGGAACUUCAGAGACACAGGUUGAUGUUUCUGAUGCUGUUCCUAAUACUAGGUAUGACACAACCAUCUCUUCUAUUUCUGCUGCAACAUAUAGUUCACCUGUUAGUAGAACAGUGACAACAAAUGUUACAAAACCAGGUCCUCCAGUCUUUCUAGCUGGGGAGAGAGUUGGAUCUGCUGGGAUUCUUCUUUCUUGGAACACACCACCUAACCCGAAUGGAAGAAUUAUAUCUUACAUUGUUAAAUAUAAGGAGGUAUGCCCUUGGAUGCAAACCGUGUACACACAAGUCAGGGCAAAGCCAGACAGUCUGGAAGUUCUUCUUACUAACCUUAAUCCUGGAACAACAUAUGAAAUUAAGGUUGCUGCUGAAAACAGUGCUGGAAUUGGAGUAUUUAGCGAUCCCUUUCUUUUCCAGACUGCAGAAAGUGCUCCAGGAAAAGUGGUCAAUCUCACAGUUGAGGCCUUCAACUACUCAGCAGUAAACUUGAUUUGGUAUUUACCUCGGCAACCAAAUGGCAGAAUUACCAGCUUCAAGAUUAGUGUCAAACAUGCCAGGAGUGGGACAGUAGUGAAAGACGUCUCUGUCAGAGUAGAAGACAUCUUGACUGGGAAACUCCCAGAAUGUAAUGAGAACAGUGACUCUUUUCUGUGGAGUACCUCCAGUCCUUCUCCAACCCUUGGUAGAGUCACGCCUCCACAGCGUACCACAUAUACAUCGAGCUCGUUGACGAGGAGUAGGAUCAGCUCUGUGUGGAAAGAGCCUAUCAGUUUUGUAGUGACACAUUUGAGACCUUACACAACCUAUCUUUUUGAAGUUUCAGCUGUUACAACUGAAGCAGGUUAUAUUGAUAGUACCAUUGUCAGAACACCAGAAUCAGUGCCUGAAGGACCACCACAAAACUGUAUAGCGGGCAAUGUUACAGGAAAGUCCUUUUCAAUUUCGUGGGACCCACCAAGUGUAGUAACAGGGAAGUUUAGUUAUAGAGUUGAAUUAUAUGGGGUGUCAGGUCGUAUUUUGGAUAAUAGCACAAAAGACCUUAAAUUUUCAUUCACUAACUUAACACCAUAUACACUGUAUGAUGUCUAUGUUGCUGCUGAAACCAGUGCAGGGGUUGGACCCAAGUCAAAUCUUUCCAUAUUCACUCCUCCAGAUGUUCCAGGUGCAAUAUUUGAUUUACAACUAGCAGAUGUAGAAGCCACAGAAAUUAGAAUUACUUGGAGAAAACCACGACAACCAAAUGGAAUCAUUAACCAAUAUCGAGUGAAAGUAUUGGUUUCAGAGACCGGGGUAGUUUUGGAAAAUACCUUGCUUACAGGAAAAGACGAGUAUAUAAAUGAUCCCAUGUCUCCAGAAAUGAUGAAUAUAGUGGAGCCAAUGAUAGGAUUUUAUGAGGGCUCAGCAGAGAUGUCUUCUGAUCUGCACUCACUGGCUUCAUUUGUGUAUAACAAUGAUGUACAUAAUAACUUUCUUGUAAGGAGUAGAGCUGAAGACCAGCAUUCACCCGUAGUAACCACAAGGAAUCAGUAUAUCACUGACAUUGCUGCCGAACAGCUGUCUUACGUUAUCAGGCGACUUGCUCCUUUCACUGAGCACAUGAUUAGUGUAUCUGCUUUCACCAUCAUGGGAGAAGGACCACCAACGGUUCUCAAUGUUAGGACUCGUGAACAAGUGCCAAGCUCCAUUCAAACUAUAAACUAUAAAAAUAUUAGUUCUUCAUCUAUUUUGCUAUAUUGGGAUCCUCCUGAAUAUCCCAAUGGAAAAAUAACCCAUUAUACCAUUUAUGCAAUGGAACUGGAUACAAACAGAGCAUUCCAGAUGACUACUAUAGAUAACAGCUUUCUCAUAACAGGGCUAAAGAAAUACACAAAAUAUAAAAUGAGAGUGGCUGCCUCUACUCAUGUUGGAGAAAGCUCUUUGUCUGAAGAAAAUGAGAUCUUUGUGAGAACUCCAGAAGAUGAGCCAGAAUCGUCACCCCAAGAUGUUGAAGUAAUAGAUGUAUCUGCAAGUGAAAUAAGGUUAAAGUGGUCACCACCUGAAAAACCUAAUGGGAUUAUUGUUGCUUAUGAAGUUCUCUAUAAAAAUAUGGAUACUUUGCGUAUAAAGAACACCUCAACAACAAGUAUAACUUUAAGGGACUUAAAACCUUACACUCUCUAUAACAUUUCUGUCAGGUCGUAUACCAAAUUUGGUCAUGGCAAUCAGUCAUCUGCAUUACUAUCUGUAAGAACUUCUGAGACUGUGCCCAGUAGUGCACCAGAAAAUAUUACUUACAAAAAUAUUUCUUCUGAAGAAAUUGAGAUAUCAUUCCUUCCCCCACAUAGUCCCAAUGGAAUUAUACAAAAAUAUACAAUUUAUCUCAAGAGGAGUAAUGGAAAUGAGGAAAAAAGUAUAAAUACAACCUCUUUGACCCAGAACAUUAAAGGACUGAAAAAAUAUACCCAAUAUGUAAUUGAGAUGUCUGCUAGUACACUCAAAGGUGAAGGAGUUCGGAGUGCACCCAUAGGCAUAUUGACUGAGGAAGAUGCUCCUGAUUCUCCCCCUCAAGAUUUCUCUGUAAAACAGUUGUCUGGUGUCACGGUGAAGUUGUCAUGGAAACCACCUCUGGAGCCAAAUGGAAUUAUCCUCUAUUAUACAGUUUAUGUCUGGGAUAUAUCAUCAUUAAAAACCAUUAAUGUAACUGGAACGUCAUUAGAGUUUUCAGAUUUGGACUAUAAUGUUGAAUAUAGUGCCUAUGUAACAGCUAGCACUAGAUUUGGUGAUGGAAAAACAAGAAGCAAAAUCAUUAACUUUCGAACACCAGAGGGAGCACCCAGUGAUCCUCCCAGAGAUGUUCAUUAUGUAAAUCUCAGUUCUUCAUCAAUAAUUCUCUUUUGGACACCUCCUUCAAAGCCUAAUGGGAUUAUACAAUAUUAUUCUGUUUAUUAUAGAAAUACUUCAGGUACUUUUAUUCGGAAUUUUACACUCUAUGAAGUAACCAAUGACUUUGACAAUAUGACUGUUUCUGCAAUAAUAGAUAAACUGGCAAUAUUCAGCUACUAUACAUUUUGGUUAACAGCAAGUACUUCAUUUGGAAAUGGGAAUAAAACCAGUGACAUAAUUCAAGUAUACACAGAUCAAGACAUACCUGAAGGGCUUGUUGGAAACCUGACUUACCAGUCUAUCUCAUCAACUGCGAUAAAUGUAAGCUGGGUCCCACCGUCUCACCCAAAUGGUCUAGUCUUCUACUAUGUUUCACUGAAUAUACAGCAGAGUCCUCGCCAUGGGAAACCACCUCUAGUUACAUAUGACAGCAGCAUAUAUUUUGAUAAUCUGGAAAAAUACACUGAUUAUAUAUUAGAAAUCACUCCAUCAACAGAAAAGGGAUUCUCUGAUAUCUAUACUGCCCAGCUACUCAUCAAAACUGAAGAAGAUGUCCCAGAAACUUCACCAAUAAUCAACACUUUUAAAAACCUUUCCUCUACCUCAGUUCUCCUAUCAUGGGAUCCCCCAGUAAAGCCAAAUGGUGCAAUAAUAAGUUAUGACUUAAUUUUACAAGGACCAAAUGAAAAUUAUUCUUUUAUUACUUCUGAUAACUAUAUAAUAUUGGAAGAGCUUUCACCAUUUACAUUAUAUAGUUUUUUUGCUGCUGCAAGAACUGUUAAAGGACUCGGUCCCCCCAGUAUUCUUUUCUUUUACACAGAUGAGUCAGUGCCUUUAGCACCUCCUCAAAAUUUGACUUUAAUCAACUACACUUCAGACUUUGUAUGGCUGAAAUGGAGCCCCAGUCCUCUUCCAGGCGGUAUUGUUAAAAUAUACAGUCUUAAAAUUCAUGAACAUGAAAGUGAUACUAUAUCUUAUAAGGUGAAUGAAGUCCUGAAAUAUUCUUACUUGAUUACAAUAGCAGUGCAGAUAGUAUACAUUCCAGAUGUUGUACAGAAUCUGCAGUGUAUGGCAAGCAACUGGCAGUCAGUUUUAGUGACAUGGGAUCCUCCCAAGAAAGCAAAUGGAAUAAUUACGCAUUAUAUAAUAAUGGUGGAAAGGAAUUCUACAAAAGCUUCUCCCCAAAAUCACACAUACACUUUUGUAAAGCUUCUUGCAAACACCUCAUACGUCUUCAAAAUAAGAGCUGCGACAUCGGCUGGAGAAGGCAGUGAGAGCACCUGUAGUGUGAGCACACCACCUGAAACAGUUCCCAGUGCUCCCACAAACAUUGCUUUUUCUGAUGUUCAGUCAACUACUGCAACACUGACAUGGAUAAGACCUGAUUCUAUCCUUGGUUACUUCCAAAAUUACAAGAUAACCACUCAACUCCGUGCUCAAGAAUGCAGAGAAUGGCAAUCUGAAGAAUGUGUUGAGUAUCAAAAAGUUCAGUACCUUUAUGAAGCUGACUUAACUGAAGAGACAGUGUAUGGAUUAAAGAAAUUUAGAUGGUAUAGAUUCCAAGUGUCUGCCAGCACCAAUGCUGGCUAUGGCAAUGCUUCCAACUGGAUUUCCACACAAACCCUGCCUGGCCCUCCAGAUGGUCCUCCUGAAAAUGUGCAUGUUGUAGCAACAUCACCUUUCAGCAUCAACAUCAGUUGGAGUGAACCUGCUGUCAUCACUGGACCAACAUUCUACCUGAUUGACGUCAAAUCAGUAGAUCGUGAUGAAUUCAAUAUUUCCUUUGUCAAGUCAAAUGAAGAAAAUAAAACCAUGGAAAUUAAAGACUUAAAAAUAUUUACCAGAUAUUCUGUGGUGAUCACUGCAUUUACUGGAAAUGUAAGUGCUGCAUAUAUAGAAGGGAAGUCAAGCCCUGAAGUCAUUGUGACUACUUUAGAAUCAGCACCCAAGGAUCCACCUAACAACAUGACAUUUCAGAAGAUACCAGAUGAAGUUACAAAAUUUCAGUUAACAUUCCUUCCUCCUUCUCAACCUAAUGGAAAUAUCCAAGUAUACCAAGCUUUGGUUUACCGAGAAGACGAUCCCACAGCUGUUCAGAUUCAUAACCUCAGUAUCAUCCAGAAAACAGACACAUCUGUCAUUGCAAUGUUAGAAGGACUAAAAGGUGGACAUACAUACAAUAUCAGUGUUUAUGCAAUCAAUAGUGCUGGUGCAGGGCCUAAAGUUCAGAUGAGGAUAACCAUGGAUAUCAAAGCUCCAGCAAGACCAAAAACCAAGCCAACCCCUAUUUAUGAUGCCACAGGAAAACUGCUUGUGACUUCAACAACAAUUACAAUCAGAAUGCCAAUAUGUUAUUACAAUGAUGAUCACGGACCAAUCAAAAGUGUACAAGUGCUUGUGGCAGAAACAGGAGCUCAGCAUGAUGGAAAUGUAACAAAGUGGUAUGAUGCAUAUUUUAAUAAAGCAAGGCCAUAUUUUACAAAUGAAGGCUUCCCUAACCCUCCAUGUAUAGAAGGAAAGACAAAGUUCAGUGGCAAUGAAGAAAUCUAUGUCAUAGGUGCUGAUAAUGCAUGUAUGAUUCCUGGCAAUGAAGACAAAAUUUGCAAUGGACCUCUGAAACCAAAAAAGCAGUAUUUAUUUAAAUUUAGAGCCACAAAUGUCAUGGGACAAUUUACUGACUCUGAUUACUCUGACCCUAUUAAGACUUUAGGUGAAGGACUUUCAGAAAGAACUGUAGAGGUCAUUCUUUCAGUAACAUUGUGUAUCCUUUCAAUAAUUCUUCUUGGAACAGCCAUAUUUGCAUUUGCAAGAAUUCGACAGAAGCAGAAAGAAGGUGGUACAUACUCUCCUCGGGAUGCAGAAAUUAUUGACACUAAAUUCAAGCUGGAUCAGCUCAUCACAGUGGCAGACCUGGAGCUGAAGGAUGAGAGAUUAACGCGGUUACUUAGUUAUAGAAAAUCUAUCAAGCCAAUAAGCAAGAAAUCCUUUCUGCAACAUGUUGAAGAGCUUUGCACCAACAACAACCUAAAGUUUCAAGAAGAAUUUUCGGAAUUACCAAAAUUUCUUCAGGAUCUGUCUUCAACUGAUGCAGAUCUCCCUUGGAAUAGAGCAAAAAAUCGCUUUCCAAAUAUAAAACCAUAUAAUAACAACAGAGUGAAGCUGGUAGCUGAUGCUAGUAUUCCAGGAUCGGAUUACAUUAAUGCCAGUUAUGUUUCCGGCUACUUGUGUCCAAAUGAGUUUAUUGCUACUCAAGGUCCAUUGCCAGGAACAGUUGGAGAUUUUUGGAGAAUGGUGUGGGAAACAAGAGCAAAAACAUUAGUAAUGCUAACACAGUGUUUUGAAAAAGGGCGGAUAAGAUGCCAUCAAUAUUGGCCAGAGGACAAUAAACCUGUUACUGUUUUUGGAGAUAUAGUUAUUACAAAGCUUAUGGAGGAUGUUCAGAUAAAUUGGACCAUCAGGGAUCUGAAAAUUGAAAGGCAUGGAGAUUAUAUGACAGUUCGACAGUGUAAUUUUACUGGUUGGCCUGAACAUGGAGUUCCUGAAAACAGUACCCCUCUAAUUCACUUUGUAAAGUUGGUUCGAGCAAGCAGAGCACAUGACACCACACCUAUGAUUGUUCACUGCAGGACAUUUGAUUCCAUCUCCAAACUCCUCCUCAUUGUCCUAGUGUUGGCACAGUAUAUCUUCUUACACCAGUGCAUUCUGGAUCUUUUAUCAAAUAAAGGAAGCAAUCAACCUAUCUGUUUUGUUAACUAUUCUGCACUUCAGAAAAUGGAUUCUUUGGAUGCCAUGGAAGGUGAUGUUGAGCUUGAAUGGGAAGAAACUACCAUGUAAAUAUUCAGAUCAACGAUUACAACAAGAAGAUAUUUUUCAACCCCAGGGGCCAAAACUACCCCCUCAUGCUUCUGAAUUGAAAUAUGCAAUCCUAAAGAAAUCUUCAUGCUUCCCUUACUGCCUUACUACCUGAAUUGACCAUUUUACAGACAGUUCUAGGAAACUGCUAAUUCAGCAUAGUCACUUGUUUUGUACAGAAUAAAUAUUGUUCAUUUAAAAUGUUUAAGAGAAGAUAUCCCAUAGGGUUUUGAAGUUCUCCAUAUUUGGAACAAGCCAAAUGUAAAAUUAUUAUUAUACUAGCAUUAAUGGUUCAGUGUGAAUCUUCCCUAUAUAUUGGUUAUAAUUUUGAACAAAAGCCGUAAAUGUUGAUUCAGUAGUGUUAUUUUGGCCUCUAGGGUGUUGACGUUUCUUGUGGAUGACUUCCAGAACUGUCAUAAUGAUCUGUACUUCUAUGUAUGCCUCUGUGUUUUGAAUCCUCUGUUUUAUGAGUGCUGAGAUAUCAUCUCCUGAUCCUGAACAGCUGAACACUAACCCCCUGACACUGCAGGGAUUACAUAGCCUUUAUACAACACACAGUAGCUCUUUGGAGGAACUUAGGGCUAUUAAAAUUGCAUUGUGAACUUCAGUUUGAAAAAAUGAAAGGAAAAAUUAAAAGUGCAAUUGCACAUAACGAAGUUAUAAAGUACCUUUCUAGCCUGCCCACAUUUGUCUGAUGUCAGGCACAAGUUGUAGCACUGUAUUGUAUAUUGAAAUACAAAAAGGUAUCAGAGUAUUUGCACAUUAUAUUUAUAUUCAACUUAUUAACAAUUUUAAAAUGUUUCUUCAGCAGAAAUGUAUAAAAAUAAUAAUAAAAUCAUGUAGUGUGGUACAAGCUUGUGAACUUAUGAUGUACUGCUACGGUGCCAACAGACUUCUGAAGAGAUUAUAUUAACUGGUCUUUAUUUCAUUUCCCAAGAGUGAUUAUGGAGGAGUGUGUUUAGGGGAACUGAAAACAAAGAAAUUAACCAGGUUGUAGCAAAGUAGAGAUUAAAAAAAAAAAUCUUUCAGCCUCUGUUUUAUUAGAUACUGAUA